AUGAAAGGCAGGAAAAGCGUGUGCACCCAGACAGACUCGACCCACCAACACAUAGGAGUCCUGGCUACUGGCUGCAGGGAGUGCUGGAGCCUCUCACUUGCUGUAGAAGGAGAAGGGGAGAACAAUUGCACCAGGUGUGAGCAGGUGAACUUCCUUUUCACCUUGGUUGCAGAAUUGAAAGAUGAGGUGGCUGAGCUGAAGGACGAAGUAUCCAGGCUUAGGUCGAUAAGGGAGAACGAAAGGGAGCUGGAUCUGUGGGAGCAGGCACUGCAGAUCGCCCCUGAUAAGGGAACUGCCCCUGACUCCCCCUCCCGGCAUGCCCCGCGCAGCCCCGGGGCCAGCAGCUCCCCGACCCCGGCUCUCAGCACGCCCCGGGGCCCGCCCAGGCCCUUCCCCGCUCCGCUGCCGCCGCCCCCAGCGCUCCGCGGCCCCCUCAGCCCCCUCCCGCCCCGCCGCAGCUCCCGACCCGCAGCUGCCGCUGGGCGCCAGCAGCUCCGGCACUGCUGCCGCGGUCAGCAGCUGCUGCCGGCAAAGAUGGCGGCCGCGGGCGGCAGUGGCAGUGCCUCGUUGUGCCUCGGGGGCGGAGCUGCCGCGCUCUGGGCGGCGCUGAUUGGCUGCGGCUGCCCGGCUGGGGGCGGGACUUCCGCUCCGGCCCGCGCUCCGCUCCCGCCCCUGGCGCACGUGGCUGCGGCAGCGGCAGAGCAGAGAUCUGCGCCGCAGGCUCUGAGCUCCCCAGGCCGGCAGGAGCCUGCCGGGGCCGGCGCUCGGCACCGUCCUGUGCGCGGAGCUCUGCCUCGGCCUCCGCUCUGCGCCCCCCGCGUGUGCCAGGCAGCGACGGGGCGCUUGGAGCGGGGGCAGAGGUGGAACUGCCGGCAACAACCGGUGCGGCCAGAAGUGACUGAGAAGCCACGAUUGCAGUGUUUCUUUCGGGUUUCAUGUCUAGUAACACACAGAGCACAUCCCGCCAGGCACUUGGGUCCCAAGUCCUUACCUGAAGGCACAGGGGUGCCCCCCCCCCCCAGCAGCAUGGCUGCCCAGAAGGGCACAGAUGAAAUCCUGGAGGAGAAUCAUUUGAACAAUAAUUUGGAGGAGCCAAAGCACAGCCUUGAGGAAGAAGGUAAUGAAGACAUAGAUCAGGAGGCCAUGGAGGAUGAACUACAUGAGGAGGAGGAUGACAGUGAGUAUGAGGAAGAUGAAGAGGAUGAUGUGGAAGAAGAGGAGAAUGAAGUGGAGGAGGAGGAUGAAGAAGAGGUGGAGGAUACAGAGGAGGAGUGCAGAGCCACAUCUGCCCCCUCUGUGCCACUGGAGCAGCCAACUCAGUGCCCCAAGUGUGGGCAGAGCUUCCCACCCAGCUUGGAGACGGCGAAGUCUCACUGCCCCCAUCCCAGUGCCCAGCCCUUUGUCUGUGGUGACUGUGGGCACAGCUUCAGCCUCAGGUCCAUGUUCACCCAGCACCACAAGGUCCACAGCAGGAAGCAGCUGUACACCUGUGGUGGCUGCAGCAAGAGCUUCACUCGCAGCCUGACCCUCAUCGCCCACUGGCACAGCCACACCGGGAAGAAGCCCUUUGCCUGCAGCGAGUGCAGCAAGAGCUUCCGGCACAGCUUGUGUUUCCUCCAGCACCGCCGUGUCCACACCGGUGAGAGGCCUCAUGCCUGCAGUGACUGUGGCAAGAGUUUCCAGGGGGACUCGAUGCUCACUGCUCACUGGCAGGUCCAUGCUGGUGAGAAGCCCUUCAGCUGCAGCGAGUGCGGCAAGAGCUUCAGCGUCAGCUGCCACCUGUUCCGGCACCGCCGUGCCCACACCGGUGAGAAGCCGUACCGCUGUGCCGGCUGUGGCAAGAGCUUCUGUUGGAGCAAGACCCUCAUCGCCCACUGGCGUGUGCACACUGGCAAGAAGCUGUUUGCCUGCACCAACUGUGACAAGACCUUCAGCCACAUCUCUCACUUCCUCCAGCACUGCCAUGUCCACGCCAGUGAGCGGUUGUGCAACUGCAGUGAUAGCAGCAAGAGCCUCAGUGGCAGCUCUGACCGCAGCCAGCAGCUCUGCAACCACUUCUCUGAGGGCCAUGGGCUGUGCAGCAGUGAGGAGAAGCUGCCAGAUCCUGAGGUCAUCACCAGCAGCUGUAAAAAGUGCCUGCAGAGCUUCAGCAACCAUUCAGCCUUGGUGCAGCACAGGCGGACCCACAGGGGUGAGAGGCCACAUGGCUGUGCUGACUGUGGCAAGGGCUGCAGCUCCAAAUUCAGUCUCACCCAGAACCACCAAACCAGAACUAGGGAAAAGCCAUUCCAGUGUGCUGACUGUGGCAAGAGCUUCACCCGCAGGUUCAACUUAGCCCAGCACCGCCAUGUGCACACUGGUGAACGGUCUCAUGUCUGUGGUGACUGUGGUAAGAGCUUCACCUGUAGGUUCACCUUAGCCCGUCACCGCCGUGUGCACACAGGUGAGAGGCCUCAUGUCUGUGGUGACUGUGGUAAGAGCUUCACCUGCAGGUUCACCUUAGCCCAUCACCACCGUGUGCACACAGGACUGGAACUGCUGGUGACAUCCUUGUCCUGUGCCUCUCCAGCAGCAUGAGGAUCAUCCCUGGAUGACCGCACCUGAUCCCCUGGGAGCCCUGGCCCAUGUCUCUGCCAUGAUAAUAAACUCCCUCAGCAAA
Messenger RNA from Pogoniulus pusillus (Red-fronted tinkerbird), 2659 nucleotides. Its product is annotated as zinc finger and SCAN domain-containing protein 2-like. Lineage: Eukaryota; Metazoa; Chordata; Aves; Piciformes; Lybiidae. The record is from RefSeq and is a predicted model, not a curated record. Gene Ontology annotation, molecular function: RNA polymerase II cis-regulatory region sequence-specific DNA binding; DNA-binding transcription factor activity, RNA polymerase II-specific. The transcript has 5 exons. Gene Ontology annotation, biological process: regulation of transcription by RNA polymerase II. Bases 1 to 2577 code for a protein of 858 amino acids.